Messenger RNA from Boeremia exigua, 1656 nucleotides. Its product is annotated as D-isomer-specific 2-hydroxyacid dehydrogenase-like protein. The record is from RefSeq and is a predicted model, not a curated record. Lineage: Eukaryota; Fungi; Ascomycota; Dothideomycetes; Pleosporales; Didymellaceae. Bases 172 to 1401 code for a protein of 409 amino acids. Gene Ontology annotation, molecular function: NAD binding; oxidoreductase activity, acting on the CH-OH group of donors, NAD or NADP as acceptor. The transcript has a single exon.
CAAUAUCCACCUUUGUACCUUGCGGCUCAAGCACAGCACUUGCGACAUCGAAGUUGUCAUCUCUAGGAAGUAUGGCGCGAUCGAUGGUAUGAACCAGUAUCUUUGAGACUGAUGUGUAAGAGCUGUUGUAGGUUGAACUGAAGUGCCGCGUUAGUCAUCCGAGAUGGGUAUAUGUUCUGCCAGUAUCUUCUGCCAACGAACUUCACAAACUCUUCACCUCUGAAGUCCGUAACAUCGACUGAGUAUAGCAAUAUGGCAUCCGCUCAGCCUCUCAAGCUUGCAAUCUUGGACGACUACCAUGGCAUCUCGUUGAAGCACUUCUCUCAUCUUCCCGAUUCACAGGUGGAGAUCACAGUGUUCAAUGAUACGCUGCCAUCAUACACCCAUCCCAGGACUACAGAUGCCGAGCGACAAAGUUUGGUUGAGCGCCUGCGCCCGUUCGCCGUGCUUAGCACAAUACGCGAGCGCACUCCCUUCCCUGGAGAGCUUCUUCGUCAGCUCCCGAAUCUCAAGGUGAUCUUCGCGACAGGCGGAAAGUUCGAAAGCUGGGAUCUUGCAACAAUGAAAGAGCUCGGUAUUACUGUUUGCACAGCGCCAGGCAAAGGCCGCACAGAUGGCAAAGGGAGCGGGCAGUCCCCACGUUCACUGCCGGUAAAGCAGGGCGGUGGCCAUCCAACUACGCAGCAUGUGUGGGCGUUGAUCCUGGCGCUAGCUCGGAACGUGGCGGCAGAUGAUGCUGUGGUGAAGGGCAAGCGCGGACCGAAGGCGUGGCAGACUGGUCUAGCCAUCGGUUUGCAGGGAAAGACGCUAGGUCUUGUUGGGCUGGGAAGAAUUGGAUCGCACGUAGCAAGAGUAGGCGUGCUUGCUUUUGGGAUGAAGAUCGUAUGUUGGAGUGCCAAUUUGACCCAAGAAAAGGCGGAUCAGCUUGCCGAUGAGGCUGGUCUGCCGGUCACUGGAGGUGGCAUGAUCCCUGACGACGAGAAGACAUUCAAAGUGGUCAGCAAGCAGGAGGUAUUCGCGAGCGCGGAUGUGGUCUCAUUGCAUUAUGUGCUCAGUGAGCGAUCCAAGGGCAUCGUGAGUUCCCAGGAGCUGGAGUGGAUGAAGCCGUCUGGACUGUUGGUGAAUACAUCGCGAGGGCCGUUAGUGGACGAAUCAGCACUGCUCGACACAUUACGCCAUGGACGCAUUGGAGGAGCCGCAAUCGAUGUCUUUGAUAUUGAGCCAUUACCAGCAGAUAGCCCGUGGCGCAGUGAAGACUGGGACAUGCAGGGCAAAAGCCGGGUUGUGUUGACACCACAUAUGGGCUACGUGGAAGAAGGCACACUGACCAUAUGGUAUGAGGAGACUGCAGAGAACUUGGAGAGGCUCCUGGAGGGGAAGGAACUACUAAAUGUUAUUUGAGAGAUGCGCGCAGGACAUGCAAUUGAGACAUGUAUAGUACUUUGUUGUACUUUUGAGGGAAAAGAUCGGUCUCCAAGCUGGCAACGCGAGUACAUGUCGUUCCUGGCUAACGUUGAGUGUGGAUGUGAGGCCAUUGGAUUUGCAUAAGCUAUCGUGCGAUGUACAUUUACUCAAAAUGAGUCGAAGUGUUGCAAUACGAUAAGCGGGCGGGGCAUGUAUGUAACCAGGCGAGCGAUCUAUAAGAAUGGCUCGUCC